Messenger RNA from Baudoinia panamericana UAMH 10762, 2499 nucleotides. RefSeq lists its product as uncharacterized. The transcript has a single exon. Gene Ontology annotation, biological process: transmembrane transport. Gene Ontology annotation, cellular component: endoplasmic reticulum; membrane. Bases 438 to 2270 code for a protein of 610 amino acids. The record is from RefSeq and is a predicted model, not a curated record. NCBI's taxonomy places the organism in Eukaryota, Fungi, Ascomycota, Dothideomycetes, Mycosphaerellales, Teratosphaeriaceae.
ACAGCCAUUAAAUGCACGCUCCAGGUACUCAAGCAAGGUAUUGUGCGCGCAUAGAAGCCACGCAACCCACGCUUGUGGGUGAGUCAGCACGGAAAGCGGGCGGUUGUACCCUCGCUGCGCGGCAACGUCACGCUUGCACGUGUUUCGUCGCUCAGGGUGAGGAAGCGAUGAUGCGACGGGUCAAGCCAAGCACCCAAGAUCAGGGCAGUGAGGUUCAAGCACCUUGGUUUUGCAGAAUGACACCGGCCGCCUUCUUGAGACUAUUUGAAGGAAUAUACAAGCAUGCGAAUUGUUCACAGCUCACGUGCAGCACCGGCCCUGCUGCGUAGGUGACGUCUCCGCGGUGACUGUUGAGAUACGGCAUCGACCAACGUGCAUACCCAAUCGUCACCUACACCUUCCGCGAGCGCUUAACGUAACCCCUUCACAACGUCGAGAUGCCGCUCAUAGAGUCCUUACGCCUCCGUACCCUCGCCGAAGCCGCGCUCAACCUCCACCCUUCGCUCGAGCGGCGCACUAACGAGCAACUACCAACGAUCAUGGCCGCUGCAGCCAACAGCACAUUAUCCUUACUAGGCAAUGCACCACCCCACAGUAACCACCCCAACUUCCUACAUCUAGCCGGACUGGUAUGCGAAGCGGUGCUCGAAGUGGUGUUCGUGGCUCUGCCAGGCUUCCUCGUCGCACGCACGGGCAUGUUCGACGCCAACAGCCAGAAGUUCGUUGCAGAGCUGAAUACAAUGGUCUUCACGCCUUGCCUGAUCUUCACGAAACUUGCAAGCCAAUUGAACGCCGACAAGCUUGCCGAUUUGGUGGUGAUACCCGUCAUCUUCGCCGCGCAGACGUUGGUGAGCUGGUGUUGUGCACAGCUCAUGGCGAGGGUGUUCGGCUUCAGUCGUAACAAGCGACAGAAGAACUUCAUUCUGGCAAUGGGUGUAUUUGGAAACAGCAACAGUCUGCCCAUCUCGCUUGUGCUGAGUCUGAGUAAGACAAUCAGUGGAUUGCACUGGGAUAAGGUGCCUGGCGACAAUGACAAUGAAGUCGCGGCAAGAGGUAUCCUGUAUCUGCUCAUCUUCCAGCAGCUCGGCCAGUUGCUUCGAUGGACGUGGGGUUACAGCGUGCUGCUGAAGCCGGCAAAGGCGUACGAAGAAGAGGAAAGACAGCAUGCUACGGACGAGGAUCGAGUCAGGGAAGAAGGGAGAUAUAGGGAUGACCCGGACGAAGAGGAUGAAGACCCUGACCUCCCACUGAACGGCUACGCUAACGGUAAAGCGCACAAGACACCAGAUUCCGGCUUCUCUUCCGGCGCAGAUAGUGUCUCGAAUGAAGAGGACGAUGAAGGAAGGCCCGAGCUUGUAGGAGCCACGCCCGCUAAUGGCAACAUUGUCGGCAACGAGCCUAGGAACAUCGUUUCGGAGUCGAACUCGCCAACCCAGCAACGACCGACUACCACCGGUCCGUUGGGCGACCGUGCGCGUUCGACGGGCCACAUCACGCAGUUCCCAACCUACUCCACGCGCUCCGCUAACAGCGUACCGGAAGACAUGCCAGCCUGGAAAGCGCGACUGAACCAUUACCACCACCAAGGCCUGCGCCAAUACCACAAAGCGGCCUCAGCACUCUCCACCUUCCUAAACAACCAGUUCCAUCGUCUGCCCGCGCCCGUGCAAAAGACGUUGACCAAAGCGAACUACUACAACUCGGCCUUCUGGCGCGGCGUAUGGCGCCAAAUGAACCCUCCCCUCUGGGCUAUGCUUGUCGCGCUCCUCGUCGCUUCCAUUCCACGUCUCCAACACCUCUUCUUCGACCCAGGAACGCUCAUCAACAAUUCCGUCACCCGCGCUGUCAGCCAAUCCGGCGGCGUCGCCGUCCCGCUGAUCCUGGUCGUGCUGGGCGCGAAUCUGGCUCGUAGCACCUUACCUCAAGACCAACUCGCCACGACGCCGGAGGAGAAGGCGGAAGAACGCAGACUCCUCUACGCUUCCAUUAUUUCACGCAUGAUCCUCCCAACGCUCAUCAUGGCGCCUGUGCUUGCGCUGAUGGCCAAGUACGUGCCUGUCAGCAUCCUUGACGAUCCGAUUUUCAUCAUCGUGUGUUUCUUGUUGACGGGCGCACCGUCGGCGUUGCAGUUGGCGCAGAUAUGUCAAGUCAAUGGGGUGUUCAUGGGGGCAAUGAGUAGUCUAUUGACGGCGAGUUACGUCGUGGCUAUAUUCCCGAGUACGCUGGUACUAGUUAUGUUAGCGUUGGAGGUGUUGGAGUGGUCGAAGUAGGGUUAGUAAGGAUGCAGAGCUGCGCGGACUCCAGUUGUACAGUAUUCGCUACGAGGACAUGAUGGGCUUGUGGUAUUCUUCUUGGGGCAUAGUGGCUUUAGCAGGCGUGGAGUUUGGGCGUGUGAAAGGCUGCGCGACACUGUGUCGCAUCGGUACAAUUACAUGAACAUCGUUAGGUACACUACGAAGUUGGGCUAGUCAAGAUGUCUGCAUCACAAGUAAUGGCGAU